Messenger RNA from Pipistrellus kuhlii (Kuhl's pipistrelle), 1347 nucleotides. It is a transcript of the gene GALK1, whose product is annotated as galactokinase 1. Bases 66 to 1241 code for a protein of 391 amino acids. The record is from RefSeq and is a predicted model, not a curated record. Gene Ontology annotation, biological process: carbohydrate phosphorylation; galactose metabolic process. Gene Ontology annotation, molecular function: galactokinase activity; ATP binding. NCBI's taxonomy places the organism in Eukaryota, Metazoa, Chordata, Mammalia, Chiroptera, Vespertilionidae. Gene Ontology annotation, cellular component: cytoplasm; cytosol. The transcript is spliced from 8 exons.
AGUAACGCACGCCCGGCCGGGCAUCCCGCUCCGCUCGGGCGGCACUCGGGGCGGAGGGCGAGGCCAUGGCCGCGGCGAGGCCCCCGCCGGUGGCGGAGCUGCUGGCCCGGGCGCGGGCGGCCUUCCUGGCGGAGUUCGGGGCCGAGCCCGCGCUGGCGGUGGCGGCGCCCGGCCGCGUCAACCUCAUCGGGGAGCACACGGACUACAACCAGGGCCUGGUGCUGCCCAUGGCUCUGGAGCUGGUGACCGUGAUGGUGGGCAGCCCCCGGACCGACGGCCUGGUCUCCCUCCUCACCGCCUCCGAGGAAGCGGACGAGCCCCGGCUGCUGCAGUUCCCCUUGCCCACAGCCCAGCGGGCCCUGGAGCCGGGCACCCCCCGAUGGGCCAACUAUGUUAAGGGAGUGAUUCAGCACUACCCAGCCGCCCCGCUCCCCGGCUUCAGCGCAGCGGUGGUCAGCUCGGUGCCCCUGGGCGGCGGGCUGUCCAGCUCGGCGGCCCUGGAAGUGGCCACGUACACCUUCCUGCAGCAGCUCUGCCCAGACUCGGGGACAGUCGCCGCGCGGGCCCAGGCGUGCCAGCAGGCCGAGCACAGCUUCGCGGGGGUGCCCUGCGGCAUCAUGGACCAGCUCGUGGCCCUGCUGGGGCAGGAGGGCCACGCGCUGCUCAUCGACUGCAGGUCCCUGGAGACAAGCCUGGUGCCGCUGUCUGACCCCAAGCUGGCCGUGCUCAUCACCAACUCCAACGUCCGCCACGCCCUGGCCUCCAGCGAGUACCCACUGCGGCGCCGCCAGUGCGAGGAGGUGGCCCAGGCGCUGGGCAAGGAGAGCCUCCGGGAGGUGCAGAUGGAGGAGCUGGAGGCGGGCAGAGACCUGAUAAGCAAGGAGGGCUUCCUGCGGGCGCGGCACGUCGUGGGGGAGAUCCAGCGCACGGCCCAGGCGGCGGACGCCCUCCACCGGGGCGACUACCGAGCCUUCGGCCGCCUCAUGGUGGAGAGCCACAACUCCCUCAGGGACGACUUCGAGGUGAGCUGCCCGGAGCUGGACCAGCUGGUGCAGGCUGCGCUGUCGGCGCCCGGGGUCUACGGCAGCCGCAUGACGGGCGGCGGCUUCGGGGGCUGCACGGUGACUUUGCUGGAAGCUUCCACGGCUCCCCAGGCCAUGCAGCACAUCCAGGCGCAGUAUAGCGGCACCGCCACCUUCUACCUCUCCCAGGCCGCCAGCGGAGCGCGGGUGCUGCGCUGAUGAGCUGCCCUGGGAGCUCCACGCGGGGCCUGCAGGCGGCAGCCGGGAAGCGCCGUGCCGCUGGGCCUGCCCCCGCACCUGGAGCUCAAUAAACGUGUGCCUCAGA